CCCCUUCUUCCCCAAUCCGAGGACACGCGUAGUCUGUGGGACGUUACACAGAAUGGACUGAAAUCAUUGUCUUUUGUUGGACUCAUCCUGGAGAUGGACGUGACUUCCUCUUUUCCAACCCUGCGGGGCUGCAGCUGUCAAAGGGCUCAGGGUGUUCUCCACUGUUCACUCUCAGCUCCCCGAACACACUCACAAAGCAUGUGGAGCGGGGAUGAAGCACCAUUCUUGUCCUGGAUGGUAUGAUUCUGAAGGGUCCAUUGGUGUCGAGGGAGGCGGAACUUGUGUGAAGGGGUCAUCAUGGAUCACAGAGGUCAGCCCCGGCCCGACCCUUACAGGAAUAAAGAGAGAGAGGACUACAGGUAUUCUCAGCAGGACAGGGACCAGAGAUACCCACAGCUGAACCCCAGAGAGGGGGACAGGCACUGGGCUCAAGUGGAUGCCCGGUACAGGGCUCACUUCACCAGUCCUCCGGCCAGACCGGAGCAGUACCCUCACAACGCACAGCAGUAUCCUUAUGGCUACGGCCGCCCGGAGCCCCAGAGACCUCAGUCCAGGCAUGGGUAUGACUAUCCGCCGUACAGCCACUGGGACUACAGAGACCCUAACUACAGUUACUAUGACCAUGACUACUAUAGAGGACAACGUGGACGACAAGAUGCUGGACUGUGGGGGCCCCAGGACUCCUCCAGAACAACCCCUUAUCCCGACGUUACAUACGGCCAUGAGCACUCAGGGAGCUCCUACACUGACGAGCACAGGUACAACCAAGGCCGAGGCAACUCCCAGCCUUACCUGAACCCUUACGAGGAGACUCCCUCCAGAGACAAUGAAGAGGUGUCCUCGCACUACCCGGGGACAUUAGAAAGUUCCAAAAACUCAGGGCUGUCCUCCAGCAGCUGCGAGCUGAGUCAGUACAUCAACGGAGCUGAGCACAGCGACUCAGUCCACACACCUGAAGCAGAGCACGGGCCGAUGCACCAGAUGUCUGCUCCUCUCAAGUACUCCAUUCCUCACGUGGUUGUGAGCUUCGGCCCAGCAGGCCAGCUGAUUCGGGUCACUCCGGGCUUGUCCACACAGGAGAACAUCAGCCAGCUGGAAAUCCACAGUCUGGAAGUAAUUCUGGGUGAGACACAGGAUCAGCAGGAGAUGAGAAACUUCCCGGGGCCCUUAACCAGGGAGGAUCUGCACAAAGUGGAUGCUCUGGAGUUUGCCCACCAGAGGGCAGGCGCCUGCAUGAGCGGCGACACGCUGCACGAUAAAAGCUCUGCUGCCCUCCUGUGGAAUCUACUCAUCCUACUCUGCAGACAGAAUGGACAAAUAGUCGGCUCGGAUAUCGCAGAGCUGCUGAUGCAAGGCUCACAUUCAGAUGGAAGCUGGGAGUCAGACGCUCCCACGCUCAUCGACUUCAGUGAGGGAGCAAGUGCUGCAGCGCCGCCUCGCACAGGAGAUGACCUGCUCACGGGAAGCUGGAGCAACUUCAGCUCCGAGAACUCUGGGAAGGCCCUGCAGAGCUACACUCAACUGCUGCUGGCUGGGAGGAAGAAGGAGGCCUUGGAGUCAGCUAUGAGCAGCGGCCUGUGGGGGCACGCCCUCUUCCUCGCCAGCAAAAUGGACAACAGGUCCUACACCAACGUGCUGAACAGGUUUACAGGCCAGCUAACGGCCAGUGAUCCCCUCCAAACCCUCUUCCAACUGCUGACUGGGAGAAUCCCUGUGGUAUCCAUGAGCUGUGGAAAUGAAAAGUGGGGAAACUGGAGGCCUCAUCUGGCUGUCAUGCUUUCCAACGAAACAGGAGAUCCUGCCAUCCAACAGAGGGCCAUCGUCACCAUGGGGGACACACUCGCCUCCAAAGGCCUCGUACAUGCCGCCCAUGUGUGCUACCUGACAGCCGGCGUGCCGUUCGGGGGCUUCAUGCAGAAGGCGGAUAGACUGGUGCUUCUGGGCAGCAGCCACAGGCAAUCCUUUGAGUACUUUGCCACGAACCUUGCCAUUCAAUGCACUGAAUUGUAUGAAUACUGCCAGACACUUGGGGGCAAAUGCUUUUUGCUGCCAUCCUUUCAGGUGUAUAAGUUCCUGUAUGCGAGUCGACUGCUGGACUGCGGCCUUGCAUCGCAGGCCUUUCAUUACUGCGAGGUGGUGGGACAGGCGAUCCUCAGGCAGAGGGAACCUUUCCUUGUGCUCACUGGAGAGGUCAUCAAGCUGUCAGACAGGCUGAGACACUCCGAGGGUCAGUUCAGUGAAGCAGGCCUCAGCGGAGCCGGGCAGGAACCCGACUGGCUGACACAGCUGCGUGCCAGGCACCACGCUUUACAGACCGGGAGUUACGACUGUGCUGAAACAUCACAGUCCCCUCCUGAGGGAAGUGCUUUGGCCCCUGAGCAUAACGCAAUGUCCUUAGAAUCGCAAUUGGAUGCCCUGAACCGUGACAUCCAGAGUCCAGAGCCAGAACUCCUAUACUACAGUGGCCCUGGGGAUCGAGCGAGCCCUGAGCAUCUAGUUGAAGGAAUCACUGAGGAAAUGAACGUGUUGUCGUGGAACGAUGGCAGAGCUGAGGACUGGAGCCAAAUGCCACACGCCAAUUCUCCAAUGCCAGUGCCGCUGGUUUAUUCCCCCCCAGCACCCACAGUGACUGCGUGCCAGGCCUUCAGUUAUCAUAACACAGAUAGUGCUGAAGUCAGAGCCGCCCCGCCACAUUGUCCUCUAAGUAAUCAGCCAUCAGUAGCACAGGGUGCUGGGCCGUCCUCUGGCGCAGGCACAAUGGGGGUUCAGAUGCUUGAGGUGAACAUCAGUCAGCAGGGGCAAUGCCAGCAGAGCGAGCAGCAAGGUUUCGAAGGAUCCGAGCCGACCAGCGAGCCUCCUCAACAGAGCACCAAAGCAGGAUGGUUCAGCGGCUGGUUCAAGUCGAAGCCCAGAGAUGUUCCAGAGGAGAGUUCAGAGCAGAGGAGCCCGGCUCCGAUGGAGCUACCACCAACUACUGGCUUCUCUCCUCCUCCCCCGCCUGCCAUGUUUUCAUCUCAGCCGCCCUCCGCUGGGAUCAACCCCUUCUCAAGAAAAGCAGGCCAGCAGCUGGGGUAGCAGCCUUGUCCACACCAGUAACUUCAAUCUGAGGAUUUGGGGAUGUCGGACCAGCUGUCAUUCACAGUGCCUUUGUGUCCAAUGAGAGCUUCAGCUGAGCUUGGAUGAAGAUCAAUAAUAUCCAUUAUAUAAACCCGUGCACAUUUAUUUUUAAAGGAUGUCCUUUCAACCC
Messenger RNA from Pungitius pungitius (ninespine stickleback), 3247 nucleotides. It is a transcript of the gene sec16b, whose product is annotated as SEC16 homolog B, endoplasmic reticulum export factor. The record is from RefSeq and is a predicted model, not a curated record. Gene Ontology annotation, biological process: Golgi organization; autophagy; COPII vesicle coat assembly. Gene Ontology annotation, cellular component: ER to Golgi transport vesicle membrane; endoplasmic reticulum exit site. The transcript is spliced from 25 exons. NCBI's taxonomy places the organism in Eukaryota, Metazoa, Chordata, Actinopteri, Perciformes, Gasterosteidae. Bases 298 to 3075 code for a protein of 925 amino acids.